AUGUGGACAGAAAAAUAUACCGGUAUUCAUUUUUGUGGAGCUAGUUUACGUUCACUUGAUUCAGAUUUUCAUCUACAUUUGUUUUCUUUGGGUUGUAAACCAUACACAUUAGCUAAUCAAACAGCUCCCAAUAUUAGAAAAUUUAUUGAUGAUUUACUUGCUGAUUAUAAUCUUUCAUUAAAUCCAAACUCGUUCAUCGUCAGCGGCAAUGAGCUAAAAAUGCUUGCUGCUUUACGUGGUGUUAAUCGAGUAGGGUGUAGUGACCAUUAUCUUAAUAAAAUAUUAGAACAUUCGUUCACAGCACCAAAAAGUGAUUGUAUUCAGGUGAUUCAAGUGUUUGAUAUUGUAAAAACACUAGUUGCAAAUUUUCGUCGUAGUCAUCGACAGGUAAAACUGUCGAGAAAACUUCAAACAUUUAGUCCAACUAGGUUUAGUGAUUUAUUACAAAAAAUUUGCGAAUUUCGUCAACCAUUCGAUGAAACGAUUACAAUUCUUAGUGAUGAAUCACAACCAACACUUCACAAAGUUAUUUCUCUUCGAAAGUUUUUGAUCGAACAUUGUGUACCAAAACAAGAAGAUUUACCUGGUAUCAAAAAAUUGAAACAAUUUUUAAGCAAUUCAACUAUUGCUAUUUAUACUAAUUCAACCAAUAAUAAUUCAUCAAUUUCAAGCAUAUCUUCAUCAUCAGUUUCUAAUACAUCUACAUCAUCAUCAUCAAUUUCUUAUACAUCUUCAUCUUCAUCAUCAACUACUUAUGCAUCUUCAUCAUCACCUGUUGAUAAUUUCGGCACAACUAAAAAAUCGAACGUUCUUUCGUUAUGUUAUGAUAAACCACGGACUUUAAAACCAGUACAUGAUGAAGUUUCUUUAUGGUUACAAACUGAUUUUGAUAUGGACAUUAUCCACGAUGAUCUGUUAUUGUUUUGGAGGAACAAAAAGGAUGCAUUUCCCAAUAUUGCUAAGAUCACUCGUAAGGUAUUGGCUAUUCCUGCAGCCAAUACCUCAGUUGAGAGACAAUUUUCUUGUAGUAAAAUUGUAAUUGGCGAUCGUAGAACCCGACUUGGUGCCGAAAAACUUGACAAACUGAUCUUCUUACAGAAAAAUUUAUUGCCACUUAAAAUUAUGUUUGCUUCGAAAACUGUUUUAACAAAUGAGUUAAAACGCAAAGCUGAUGAUAUACAUGAAGAAGAUGAAGAUAAUAACUGUACGUCAAAAAAGUUAAAAUUUAAUGAAGAAUAUGAAUGUUUAAGUGAUGAUUAUGAAAGUGAAAGAGAAAACUAG
This is a messenger RNA of Rotaria sp. Silwood2, 1281 nucleotides long. NCBI's taxonomy places the organism in Eukaryota, Metazoa, Rotifera, Eurotatoria, Philodinida, Philodinidae. The record is from the annotation of a GenBank genome assembly.